AGUAGUUCCAAAUCAAGCAAGAAACCUAUUUUGAUAAACUUCGGCGACUCCAAUUCCGACACCGGAGGAGUUCUUGCUGGCGUCGGACUUCCCAUCGGACUCCCUCAUGGCAUUACCUUCUUCCACAGAGGCACAGGUCGUCUCGGCGACGGUCGACUCAUAAUGACAUACUUGAGUCCAUAUUUGGAUUCACUCUCACCAAAUUUCAAAAGAGGAGUCAAUUUCGCAGUCUCCGGAGCCACCGCUCUUCCCGUCUUCUCCUUCCCACUUGCUGUUCAAAUCCGUCAAUUCAUCCACUUCAAAAACCGUUCUCAAGAACUUAUCUCCUCCGGGAGAAGAGAUCUUAUUGAUGAUAAUGGAUUUAAAAACGCAUUGUACAUGAUCGAUAUCGGACAAAAUGAUCUUCUACUUGCUCUAUACGAUUCAAAUUUGACGUAUACAUCCGUUGUAGACAAAAUUCCUCCCAUGCUUCUUGAGAUUAAAAAGGCCAUACAGACCGUACACCUAUCCGGAGGGAGAAAGUUUUGGGUACAUAACACAGGCCCAUUGGGUUGUGCACCCAAGGAAUUGGCAAUUAACCCACACAACGGAUCGGAUCUUGACCCGAUUGGUUGUUUCCGUGUUCACAACGAAGUGGCGAAAGCCUUCAACAAAGGACUCUUUAGUCUAAUCAACGAAAUGAGAGCCCAGUUCAAAGACGCUACUCUCGUCUACGUUGAUAUUUACUCCAUCAAGUAUAAACUCUUCGUCGAUUCCAAACGAUACGGAUUUGUGGAUCCGUUAAUGGCUUGUUGCGGUUAUGGAGGAAAGCCAAACAACUACGAUCGAAAAGCCACGUGUGGUCAACCCGGUUCAACUAUUUGCCGUGAUGUGACCAAAUCAAUUGUAUGGGACGGAGUUCACUAUACUGAAGCUGCUAACCGGUUUGUUGCUGAUGCAAUUCUGUCAAACCGGUACUCUUACCCACGAAUUUAUAUGGACCGGUUUUGGCAGGUCUAGAACAAAUUAAUCAAUAAAACCGAUUUGGUUAUAGAGCUUUCUUCUUUUUUCACGAUGAUAAGAGAUGAAAAAUUAUGUUACAUAUGAAAUCAGUAUUAACCCAUUAAUUAAUCUCAUAUUAGUCGGUCCAGUCCAACAAUUGAUUGCGUCAUGAUGUGAAUGUGGCAAGUCAAACUAUGAGCCAGCAAGAUCACAAGCUUCGAUUUUUAAUAACCCUUUAAUAAUGAGAAACGACCUACCAGACUUCCACUUUGAGUUACGUUUUUGUUUUUGGCUUAUACUGAUUUUUUUUUUUUUUUUUUGUGCUAAAGGAUUAUAUUGAUAUUUUGGUGGAG
This is a messenger RNA of Thlaspi arvense, 1334 nucleotides long. The record is from the annotation of a GenBank genome assembly. Lineage: Eukaryota; Viridiplantae; Streptophyta; Magnoliopsida; Brassicales; Brassicaceae.